GGCGGUCAUUGAGAUGACACCUGAAGAGGAGCAAUUGAAAAUUGCUUCAGGUGAACUUUUUGAAAACUUCCGCUCAUCUACCAUUAUUCAGUCGAAGAAUGGUGGUUCAAAAAGAGUACGAGAAGUUGUUAACGAUGAAGAUGAGUUGAAAAAGAGUAAGAAACAGAAGUCCAAGAUUAAGAUGAAAAAGGCUAUUCGAAAUCUCCAAGAUCGAGUAGCGGUUGUUGAAGGCCAACUUAAUACUAUAAAAUCCGAUAUUGACGAAUUGAAGGGCCUGAUGUCAACCAUAUUGAAGCACAUUGGACUUCAAAGAAAGGGUGACGAAGGGGACCACAAGGUGUCCGAAGGCUUGGAGGAUGAACACAUUGAAGUUAAAAAGAAGGGUGACGAAGAUGUGUUGGAGAAGAAGGUUGAUAUUGGUUUAGAGGAGCCAAUAGAUGUCGUUGACGAUGAGGACGUCAUAGAGAUAGAACCAUUUCUCACUCAACGACCACACGUUCGGCCCGCCCGUAGGAAGCGUGCAAGUGUUUACCUAUCAACCCCAUUCACAACUCUACCUAAACGGUCUCUGACAUCAACCACCAGCACCUCUGAGUCUGAAGCAAUUGUUUAUGAUCCUAUGCACAAAAUACUUGACGUCCAUUUAGAUAGACUUCGAGAUGUGACUGUUGUAGAUGGUUUGUAUAGGGCGUGGGGUAAUGGUUAG
Cucumis melo (muskmelon) is the source of this 706-nucleotide messenger RNA. RefSeq lists its product as uncharacterized. Lineage: Eukaryota; Viridiplantae; Streptophyta; Magnoliopsida; Cucurbitales; Cucurbitaceae. The record is from RefSeq and is a predicted model, not a curated record. The coding region runs from base 14 to 706 and encodes 230 amino acids. The transcript has 4 exons.